This is a messenger RNA of Oncorhynchus nerka (sockeye salmon), 7164 nucleotides long. Its product is annotated as multiple PDZ domain protein. The coding region runs from base 260 to 5869 and encodes 1869 amino acids. Lineage: Eukaryota; Metazoa; Chordata; Actinopteri; Salmoniformes; Salmonidae. The record is from RefSeq and is a predicted model, not a curated record. Gene Ontology annotation, molecular function: protein binding. The transcript has 38 exons.
AUCGGCACACGCUUGAUAAAACACUUGAUCUCCGUCUGUUUUGAUAGAUUUUGUGGUAUUUUACGUAGGUUUAAAACAUACAAUUCAUGUAGGUUUACGGUAUUAAUGUUAUAUUUAUACAUGUAGCUCUAAAACGGAGAAAAUGUUGAUUUUGUUUCCCCUGGCGACCGCGGACUUCUUAGGGGGACCUGUUGAUUCUACGGUGUAGCCCACCGAAGCAGCAAUGGAGGUAUCCGAUGGUGAACGGUGACCGGCACACAUGAACACUCUCAACCAUCUAGUGAAGACCUACAUCCAAGCAAAGAUGGACGCCAUGGAUACACAGCGGGCCUUGGAGGCUGUGGAGAGACUCCAGGCCAAGCUGAAGGAUAGAGGAGAGGCUCCUACAGAGGAGAAACUAUCACUACUGAAGACCGUUCUACAGAGCCCUCUGUUCCUUCAGAUACUAACCAUGCAACAGACACAGCUACAGCUGCCAGAGGAGAAGAAGUCAGUACCGAAGUCUGUAUCCCUCAACACGGGUCUCUCCACGGCCAUGUCUCUGGGCCUGAGGACCCUCUCCCAUAGUGACUCCUAUACCUGGGCACAGAACAACAGCAGCAGCAGUACUGGAGGAGGAGGAGGAGGAGGAGGAGGAGGAGGAGGAGGAGGAGGAGGAGGAGGAGGAGGAGGAGGAGGAGGAGGAGGAGGUGGAGGAGGUAGCCCCCCUGCUAAACCCUUCCUACCUCGGCAGAACUACGGAGGCAGUCUCAGUGCUCUCAACACAAACACAGAAAACAACGCCGUGACCAAUAAGAUACAGUGUAUGACUCAGUUAUGUACGCCUCCACGAAUCUCCAGGACCUUAUCGAUGGGAAGGAACCUGUCGUAUAUCGCCAACGAGAAGCGUCACAUAGAGUUGAUAGAGCUGGAGAACGAUGGGAAGGGGCUGGGCUUCGGCAUUGUAGGGGGUCGAUCCUCUGGAGUCCUGGUCAAAACCAUCCUACCAAGUGGCCCUGCUGGACUGGACAAGCGUCUGCGCAGCGGGGACCACAUCCUGCGUAUCGGGGACACAGACCUGGCGGGCAUGGGCAACGAGGAAGUGGCUCACGUUCUCCGCAACGCAGGGUCAAGGGUCAAACUGUUGAUUGCUCGGGACGUCGCCGUCUCCACGGGAACCAACGACCUCUCCCUCCCCUCGCCCCCGCUCCCUCUCCUCGCCCAGCAACAACAGAGGGUGGCCAGGAUGGGCAAACUGCUGUGUGAUGUGGAGGAGGACUCUGAGUACAGUGUCCAGUUCAGUAAGAACAACAGGGGCCUGGGAUUCACUGUCACCAGCUCCAUAGGGGAGCAGAACUCUGGGGUGCAGGUGAAGAGCAUUGUGAAGGGCAGCGCUGUGGACCAAGCCAGUCAGAUACACAUCGGAGACAAGAUCUUAGCUGUGGAUGGUGUCAGCCUGCAGGGCUGCAGUGAGCAGAGAGCCCUGGAGGUCCUCAGGAAGACAGGCCAGAUAGUCAGACUGAGGCUGAUGAGGAGGGCCUCUAGGAUGGGUAAAACCAUGAAGUAUCCCCCUCCUCCCCUGGAGCCCUACGUCGUCACCCGUACAGAGACAGGGAAACAUGACAAGACAGACCAGACUGGUGUCAUCAACAGAGGAAAACAAAUGUCUCUGCGUGAGAUGUCCAGAAGAGCCAGUAUGAUGUACUCUGAACAACGACUAGACGCCAGAACCGGAGUGAAGCUGACGGCAGCAGAGGAAGAGGAGUUGAAGAGCAGGUGGCAGGCUGCUCUGGGACCCAGAUAUCAAGUGGUUGUGUGUCAGCUGGAGAGGUUCAGUGAGACCAGUGGUCUAGGCAUCAGCACGGAGGCCAGGGCAGGACACCACUACCUGUGCUCCGUCUUACCUGAGGGGCCCGUCGGACAGAGCAGGAAGAUACACCCUGGAGACCAGAUAUUGGAGCCCUGCUGUCUACUUCCUGGUUGUAACAACAUGGAUUGUGGGAGUCGUGGUUUUAAUAAGCCUGUGUCUCCUCCUCUGGCCAUGUGGGAGAGAGACAGUCAGGUGAUAGAGCUGGUGAAGGGAGAGGAAGGCCUGGGAUUCAGCAUCCUAGACUACCAGGACCCAGAGGACGACUCCAAGACUGUCCUGGUGAUCCGCUCCCUGGUCCCCGGUGGCGUGGCCGACUCAGACGGACGCCUGCUGCCCGGUGACCGGCUCAUGUCCGUCAACGACGUGGACCUGGUCCGGUCGACGCUGGGGCGCGCCGUGCACGUCCUCAAAACCACCGGCUACGGGGUCGUGCGCAUCGGCGUCGCCAAGCCACUGCCGAUCGAGUGUUGUGUCCUGGAGUCCAUCCCAGAGUCGUCGAGGUCGUCGAGAGACGAGACCCAGUCGUUAUCGAGAGAUGAGAAGGACACUCUCUACUCAGCUGGGAUGCUAGCCUCCUCCACACAGCAGGCGCAUGCUAACAGCUACGGCUCACAGCAGAGGAACAGCCAACCGUGCUCCACACUGAAGGACGAGAAAUCUCCGCGUCAUUGUUCCAGCGGCAACAUGGAGGACGACGAUAAGCUCCUGGCCCCGCCCCCUUCUUUCGGCAGCCAUUUUGAGAGGACAAUCACUGUUGUCAGGGGCAACCGUAGCCUUGGUCUGACAGUGAGUGCUAUGAAGGACGGCUCAGGGAUGUUGAUCCGGUCAGUGGUCCGUGGAGGGUCUGUCUGUCAGGACGGGAGGCUGGGCGUCGGGGACACUAUCCUGGCUGUUAACGGAGAACCCACCACCAACCUGACCAACGCUAUGUGCAGAGCCAUGCUGAGGAGACACUCUGUUACAGGUUCAGAUAUGAGUGUGACAUUCAUCCCUUCGUUUCUGGUAGAGGAGCACCGUGCGUCCAUGGCCCAGCAGCCUCUGUCAUCCAUCAUGGUGGACGGCCCCUCACCCUGCCCCCUGACACCCUCCCCUACCCCUGCUGGAGGUCCAAGCCCUUCCCCUACCCCCUGGAGGUUUAACCCCUUCCCCUACCCCCUGGAGGUCCAACCCCUUCCCCUACCCCCUGGAGGUCCAGCCCCUUCCCCUACCCUUCCUGGAGCCCCAGAUACAGCCUCAACAGUCCCAACUCCAGGUCCAGCUACAGCCCCAAGGCCUCACGGCCCUUAUCUACCCAGACCUGUAGUAUCAGCUACAAGUACAGCUCCAGCCUCAACGCCAACCAAAGGCCCACCCAGACCCCCACCCCCAGACAAGAGCCUAAUCCCUAAACCCCCACCCUCACCCGUACCAAUGAAGGAGAGGAGAGGUGUGGAUGGAGUGAGAGAGGAGGAGAAGAAAGUGGAGAGGAAGCGAGAGGAGGAGGAGGAGGAGGAGGUGAGAGAGGAAGAAGAGAGAGAGGAUGAGAUGUUGGUUUAUCCUACUAACCUCAGUUGGGCUCAACCUAGAAGGGUCAAGUUGAUGCGUUCUUCAGGCCAGUCUCUGGGCAUCAGUAUCAUGGGAGGUAGAGGGAUGGGCAGCAGGCUGACCAGUGGAGAGGUGAUGAGAGGAGUGUUCAUUAAACACAUCACACCAGACAGCCCUGCUGGACACAACGGCACCCUGAAGACUGGAGACAGGAUACUGGAGGUAGGAGGCAUGGAUCUGAGAGAUGCCAGCCAUGAGCAGGCAGUGGAGGCCAUCCGUAGUGCUGGAGACCCUGUUGUCUUCCUGGUACAGACUGGACAACACACAUCACAGUCGUCUCCUGUGCUCUCCAACCAUGAGAGGCGAGCCUCAGCAUCACACAGGGACUCACCAAACAACAGGAUGCCAGAGAGUCACAGUGGUCUGUUCCUUAGUCUCUCCCUCGCCAACCCCUUCACCCCUACUCCCUUUAAGCCGACAGCCAAUAGGACGGUCAGGAGAAGCCCCACAACUGUCUCUGCACCAAUCACACGGAGAAACACGGAAGACGACGGCUGGAAGAAGAUGAUGUCCAGGUAUGGAGGUCUGCCAGGUGAGCUCCAUAUGAUAGAACUGGAGAAGAGUCCCCGUGGAGUCACUAGCACCGAGGCCCCGGGACAGGGUCUGGUUCCUGGUCUGGGUCUCAGCCUGACGGAGGACAGGGAAGGUUCCAGAGCCCACCUCGGUGUCUACGUGGCCGGGGUCGACCCCCAGGGGGCGGCGGGGCGAGACGGACGGAUACGGGUGGGAGAUGAGCUACUGGAGAUCAACGGUCAGAUCCUGUAUGGUCGUAGUCACCAGAACGCUACAGCCAUCCUCAACAGGGCUCCUUCUAAAGUCCAGAUUCUCCUCACCAGGAAUAAAGCGGCUCUGGCGAAGAUGACUCAAGGACCCAUGGGUGGGGACUCCUCCUCUUCCUCCCUCCACCCCUCCAUCUCUCUCUCCUCUUUUCUCCAGCCCUCCAUCCACGUCUCUUCCUCCCAUCCCCCCAUUCCUCCCCACUCCUCCGUCGGCACUGCCAGGAACGCCUCCUCCUCCUCCUCCAGCGGGCGAUCUGAUUGGCCAACGGGCUCCGCUUUGACCCCUGACCUCCUGUGCUGUCCCAUAAUACCCGGCGUUGACAGCACCAUAGAGAUCUGUAAAGGACACUUGGGCCUGGGACUCAGCAUCGUGGGGGGGUGUGACACGCUACUGGGGGCGAUAAUAAUCCACGAGGUUAAUGAUGGAGGAGCAGCUCAGAGAGACGGGAGGCUGUGGGCUGGAGACCAGCUACUAGAGGUGAAUGGUAUAGACCUGGGCCAGGCCACCCAUGAGGAAGCUAUAGGGGUGUUGAGGCUGACCCCUCAGCGGGUGCGUCUCACGGUGUUCAGACAACAGCAGGAGUACGGGGAGGAGGACCUGUGGGAUGUCUUCCAGCUGGAGCUCAGCCUACGACCUGGACAGACCCUGGGGCUCAGCACUGUAGGGAAGAGCAACGACACCGGUGUGUUUGUGUGUGAGAUCAUUGGAGGGGGUGUGGCUGAUGGAGACGGACGGCUGUGUCUAGGAGACCAGAUCCUGUCAGUCAACAGAGAGGAUGUCAGAACAGCUACUCAGGAACACGUUACCUCACUGUUACAGAGCUGCAGUAGUGGAACAGUGAUCCUAGAAAUUGCUCGCUUCAGAGCCGCCGGCGUUCACUACUCCUGUGGAAGUCAGAGUGGUGACUCCGUAGGUAGUGACAGCUCCACCCUGACCCCGUCCACUGUGUAUGAGGUCCAGAGCCACCACCAGGGGGAGACAGAGAGGCGCCAGAGAGGACAGGACCACUCAGUUGAAGACCACCAUGAGAUAAGGACAGUGGUGAUGCAUAAGGGUCCGUGUGACUCUCUGGGUCUGAGUGUAGCUGGUGGGGUUGGUUCUCCUCAUGGAGACGUACCCCUCUUCAUCUCUACUAUGGACCCUGCUGGACUGGCUGCCAGGUCACACCACAUCUAUGUAGGAGACUUCAUGGUGAGUAUUAAUGAUGUCUCCACUGAGGGGAUGAGCCACGUCCAAGCUGGAGAUUUGCUGAAGUCCAUCAGUGGGACCAUCACCCUACAGGUGCUGACUACAGGGUCGGUGGAUGAGGACUGCGGAGGAGGACAGGGUCAGAGGGAUGUAGGGCUCCCCUCUACAGGGUCAGCUACCCUACACAACAACAUGAGUCCCCAGUUUUAUAGAACCAUCAGUCUGGACAGAGGAGCUCUGGGUCUAGGCUUCAGUAUAGUAGGAGGGUUCAGCAGUCCCCACGGAGACCUGCCCAUCUACGUCAAAACUGUCUUCGGAAAGGGAGCAGCGAUUGAGGACGGCAGGCUGCAGCGCGGGGAUCAGAUCCUCUCCGUGAACGGUCACAGUCUGGAGGGGGUCACCCACGCCGGCGCCGUUGCCAUACUGAAGAGGACCAAGGGAACUGUAGUCCUCACCGUACUCUCCUGAGUGUAAAGUCCUCACACAACCGUCUGUCGCUCCUUUGAUGAUGUCAUCAGCAGACUACAUCAGGGUUGUGUUCAUCAGGAAACAGACAAAACAGGGAGGGACUGUCUGAACUUCAUUUACAUUCAUACACAUUCAUUUAUGUGUUCUGUUGCAAAACGUUUUGCUACGGUGUGUGCUAAUGAACACGACCCUGUUUAUCUCUAGAAGGAGGUGAAGAUUCUCACAGAAGAAUGUCUUCUAUAUGUCCUCCUAGAUGUAACGGGCUCUCAUUGUAACAAAACUAUGAACCCUGUAAUGCAUUUCUAUGUGUCUGUGUACAUCAAUAUUGACCUCAUCAUACCAGACUACUGACUACUCACAUCACUGUCUCCUUCUAAAUGCACCUCAUCAUAUCAGACUACUGACUACUGACAUCACUGUCUCCUUCUAAAUGCGCCUCAUCAUACCAGACUACUGACAUCACUGUCUCCUUCUAAAUGCACCUCAUCAUACCAGACUACUGACUACUCACAUCACUGUCUCCUUCAAUAUGUACCUCAUCACACCAGACUACUGACUACUCACAUCACUGUCUCCUUCUAAAUGCACCUCAUCAUACCAGACUACUGACUACUGACAUCACUGUCUCCUUCUAAAUGCACCUCAUCAUACCAGACUACUGACAUCACUGUGUCUCCUUCUAAAUGGACCUCAUCAUACCAGACUACUGACUACUGACAUCACUGCCUCCUUCUAAAUGGACCUCAUCAUAGCAGACUACUUACAUCACUGUCUCCUUCAAAAUGGACCUCAUCAUACCAGACUACUGACCUCACUGUCUCCUUCUAAAUGCACCUCAUCAUACCAGACUACUGACUACUGACAUCAGUCUCCUUCUAAAUGCACCUCAUCAUACCAGACUACUGACAUCACUGUCUCCUUCUAAAUGAACCUCAUCAUACCAGACUACUGACGACUCACAUCACUGUCUCCUUCUAAAUGAACCUCAUCAUACCAGACUACUGACAUCACUGUCUCCUUCUAAAUGCACCUCAUCAUACCAGACUACUGACGACUCACAUCACUGUGUCUCCUUCGAAAUGCACCUCAUCAUACCAGACUACUGACUACUCACAUCACUGUCUCCUUCUAAAUGGACCUCAUCAUACCAGACUACUGACAUCACUGCCUCCUUCUAAAUGGACCUCAUCAUACCAGACUACUGACAUCACUGCCUCCUUCUAAAUGCACCUCAUCAUACCAGACUACUGACUACUCACAUCACCGUGUCUCCUUCUAAAUGCACCUCAUCAUAC